AUGUACCAAGUGCGGAACGAAAUCCUGCGUAAGGCCCGUGAGUCUCCUCUUCAUUUCAACGGGAGGCGAGUGCUUAUUUUCCCCGACUAUACUACGGCAGUAGCGAAGAAAAGAGCUACAUUUGGCAGAGUUAAGAAGGAACUACAUUCAUGCCCUGGAGUGAAGUUUGGACUGCUCUUUCCAGCAACGCUUCAGAUCACGCUGCCUAGUGGGACAAGUCACAAGUUUGAAGACCCUGAUGCAGCCUUGGAUUUCGUGGAGAAGAAUAUUAAAAGUGUGGUCGCCCCAGACUCUGAUGCGUGGCGUAAUCAGGUGGUAUACACUGGACUGGUGUUCUCUGAGCAAACAAGAAUGGCCUCCUCUAAGCUGCCUCUGCUGCUGGUGCUGCUGGCCUGUGUGGAGCGCAGCCUGGCUGCUUCUUGUGUUGUUGACAGCUUCACGGUCAAAGAGGAUUUCGACCCAAAGAGAUAUGCAGGGAAAUGGUAUGCUCUACAGAAGAAGGAUCCUGAGGGCCUGUUCCUUCAGGACAACAUCUCUGCUGAAUACACCAUUGAUGACGAUGGCAGCAUGACUGCCUCCUCCAAAGGACGAGUGACACUUUUUGGAUUCUGGGUUGUGUGUGCCGAUAUGGCAGCUCAAUACACUGUCCCUGACCCUGCUAGUCCUGGGAAAAUGUUCAUGAACUACCAGGGGCUCGCCAGCUACUUGUCCAGUGGAGGUGAUAACUAUUGGGUGAUCGACACUGACUAUGAAAACUAUGCCAUCACCUAUGCCUGCCGCACCAUGAAAGACGAUGGCUCCUGCGAUGAUGGCUAUGCCUUGGUCUUCUCCAGGAACCCACGUGGGCUGCCACCUGCCAUCCAGCGCAUCGUCCGCCAGAAGCAGGAUGAUGUCUGCAUGGCGGGACAGUUCCAGCCAGUGCUGCAGUCUGGAGCCUGUUAA
This is a messenger RNA of Knipowitschia caucasica, 942 nucleotides long. NCBI's taxonomy places the organism in Eukaryota, Metazoa, Chordata, Actinopteri, Gobiiformes, Gobiidae. The record is from the annotation of a GenBank genome assembly.